Molecule: messenger RNA, 1239 nt
Organism: Chelonus insularis
Lineage: Eukaryota; Metazoa; Arthropoda; Insecta; Hymenoptera; Braconidae
Product: dolichyldiphosphatase 1-like
Exons: 5
Coding region: 440-1192 (250 amino acids)
Biological process (GO): lipid biosynthetic process; protein N-linked glycosylation
Cellular component (GO): intracellular membrane-bounded organelle; endoplasmic reticulum membrane
Molecular function (GO): dolichyldiphosphatase activity
Source: RefSeq, a predicted model, not a curated record
CCAUGAGUCAUUUAAAUUUCCCUGCAAUUUCAUAUAAAUUGCGGCUCUACCAUCAGAGGGCCAAAAUGGCGUGGCAAUGUGCAAAGUGAAUAAUGUGUUUAUUUCAUUUUAAACAUACAUAUAUACAAUUUUAUUAUUAGUAAACAAUUGUUUAGUUUUUAAUCAUUUAAACUCAAUUUUUUAUUAUUUUUCUACUAAACUGUAAUAGAGAAAAAUGCAUUGUCUGCAUAUACAUAUAUAGUUGUAAUCAAAUAAAGUCUGAAUUACAUUUUCCAGAUAAAUGUGAUAUUGAAUAUUUUCAAUUGUCUUUUUAUUAUUCAACUGUACUUUAUUGUUAAAUUUAAAAAACACAAUUAGAUUAUUAAUCUAUUUGUAUUUAACUAAGUGAAUAACAAAGUUAUGAACUUUUUGGCCAUAAAAUAAUUAUUUUCUGCACAACAUGGCGUCAAUAGAUGAUGAUUUCGUCCAAAAAAUUUCGUCGAAUGUUAUCAACAACUAUCAACAAACCACUAAAUGGGUUCCUUUAUCGUUAACGCAUGUUGAAUAUCCUCAAGGAGACUCUUUUGGACACUUUUUAGCAUUAAUAAGCCUUAUACCAUUUGCUAUAAUUGCUGGCUUUGUGACACUUAUUCUUUUCCGACGAGAUCUACACACAAUAUGUUUUUUUAUUGGAAUCAUCGUCAACGACAUUUUAGGAUUGUUUUUGAAGUAUACAAUUAAAGAGGAAAGACCCAUAAGACGGGAUAUUAUUUAUGUUGAGUAUGGUAUGCCUUCUACUCACUCACAACUCAUGUGGUUUUUUACAAUUUAUACAAUUUUAUUUGUUUGUCUAAGAAUGCAUCAUAGCAACAAUAGUACUACAUCAGAAAAAUUUUGGAGAUGGACCAUCAUUGGCGGAUGUACAUUUGUAGCUCUUCUCGUUACCUAUAGUCGCAUUUAUUUACAAUACCAUACUCUAUCUCAAGUAUUUUGGGGAUUUAUUGUUGGUGGUUUAUUCGGAAUCACCUGGUUUUUUCUCACUCAUCAAGUCUUCACUCCAUUUUUUCCCAUGAUUGUAUCAUGGCGAAUAUCAGAAUAUUUAUUAAUUCGAGAUACCACACUAAUACCUAAUGUAUUGUGGUUUGAAUAUACAAAUACACGAACUGAAAUGCGAGCUCGUUCAAGAAAAUUAGUAUCUAUGAAAUCUCAAUGACGUUUAACGGUUCUCCAGUGGUUGGAAAAUAAAUAAAUAAUAGAAUA